CCCAGCACAACCGCAGAGGAGGGCAAGCCGGGGGACACGCAGUCCGGCAAAUGGUCUGUCAGCAAACACACCCAGAGCUACCCAACAGACUCCUAUGGGAUUCUCGAGUUCCAGGGUGGGGGCUACUCCAACAAAGCCAUGUACAUCCGGGUUUCCUACGACACCAAGCCGGAUUCCCUGCUCCAUCUCAUGGUAAAGGAUUGGCAGCUGGAGCUGCCCAAGCUCCUGAUCUCGGUGCAUGGAGGCCUCCAGAGCUUCGAGAUGCAGCCCAAGCUGAAGCAGGUGUUUGGGAAAGGCCUGAUCAAGGCCGCCAUGACCACUGGGGCCUGGAUCUUCACCGGGGGUGUGAGUACUGGUGUUGUCAGCCACGUGGGGGAUGCCUUGAAGGACCACUCCUCCAAGUCCAGAGGCCGGCUCUGUGCUAUAGGAAUUGCGCCAUGGGGCAUGGUGGAGAACAAGGAAGACCUGGUCGGAAAAGAUGUAACAAGAGUCUACCAGACCAUGUCCAACCCUCUGAGCAAGCUCUCCGUGCUCAAUAAUUCCCACACUCACUUCAUCCUGGCUGACAACGGCACCCUGGGGAAGUAUGGCGCUGAGGUGAAGCUUCGAAGGCAGCUGGAAAAGCACAUCUCCCUGCAGAAGAUUAACACGAGGCUGGGCCAGGGUGUGCCUGUCGUGGGCCUGGUGGUGGAAGGUGGCCCUAAUGUGGUUUCUAUCGUCCUGGAAUAUCUCAGAGAAGACCCUCCUGUCCCCGUGGUGGUUUGUGACGGCAGUGGGCGUGCCUCCGACAUCUUGUCCUUCGCACACAAAUACUGCGAUGAAGGAGGGAUCAUAAGCGAGUCCCUGCGGGACCAGCUUCUAGUUACCAUUCAGAAAACAUUUAAUUAUAGCAAGUCGCAGUCCCAUCAGCUGUUUGCAAUUAUCCUGGAGUGCAUGAAGAAGAAAGAGCUCGUUACUGUGUUUCGGAUGGGCUCAGAGGGUCAGCAAGAUGUCGAGAUGGCGAUUUUAACUGCCCUGCUGAAAGGAACCAACGCGUCCGCUCCGGAUCAGCUGAGCUUGGCUUUGGCUUGGAACCGAGUUGACAUAGCACGAAGUCAGAUCUUCGUCUUUGGCCCACACUGGCCGCCACUGGGAAGCCUGGCCCCUCCAGUGGACACCAAAGUCACAGAGAAGGAGAAGAAGCCACCCACAGCCACCACCAAGGGAAGAGGGAAAGGAAAAGGCAAGAAGAAAGGCAAAGUGAAAGAGGAAGUGGAGGAAGAGACGGACCCCCGGAAGAUUGAGCUGCUGAACUGGGUGUGUGCAAAGUCCUUGCUCUGUAUCCCGAGAUUGCAGAGACCAAGGCUGGCGUUAUUCUGGUUCUCUGGGGAAGGGAUGCUUUAGGUACCUUUGCUUCAUCCCCACCAGGAUGGAGGAC
Molecule: messenger RNA, 1417 nt
Organism: Acomys russatus (golden spiny mouse)
Lineage: Eukaryota; Metazoa; Chordata; Mammalia; Rodentia; Muridae
Product: transient receptor potential cation channel subfamily M member 1-like
Exons: 9
Coding region: 139-1383 (414 amino acids)
Biological process (GO): calcium ion transport into cytosol
Molecular function (GO): calcium channel activity
Source: RefSeq, a predicted model, not a curated record